AACGCAAUGUCGCAGUCGGUUUUGAAGCUUCGUGGUGACUAGUCGCGUUGAAAGAAAUUGUUGAAAAGAGUGGCCAGUAAAGGUAUCCCUCAAGUAGUCAAAUAAAACGUCAAGCCUCGUGUUACUCAGUUCACCAGAAUCGAAAAUAAUCCGGAAUAAGUGCUUGAAAAAAGCUGUAAUUAAAAAACACGCUUUUUCAUCGUAACUGACUUAUUAAUGAAGAAGAAUAAGACAUUAAUCAAUUAACGUUCUUCGUGUAAAUAUCGUGAUAAGCCUGACUAAUCGCAUGACGAUUUAUAAAGAUACCACCAAAGUUUGUUCGAUAUCAUCAUAAUGACUGCAAUGUUAGAGGAACUUAUAGCAUUUUAUAAAUACGUUAACGAAGAUUUGGCGGAUCCACGUACUAAAGAUUAUUUCCUAAUCGGCUCGCCAUGGCCUGGCUUAACUUUGAUUGGAGUGUAUCUAUAUUUUAUAUGUAAUCUUGGACCGAGACUUAUGGAAAAAAGACAGCCUUUUAAAUUGAACAGGAUAUUGCAAAUAUAUAAUGUGUCACAAAUUCUAUUAAAUGCAAUAUUAUUUUACAAAGCAUUAACAGAAGGUUGGUUAGGAGAAUAUAAUUACUUUUGCCAACCUGUCGAUUUUUCGAAUACACCAAAGGCUCUACAGAUCACCAAAUUGGUCUGGCUGUAUUUUUUUAUCAAGUUACUGGAUUUGAUGGACACCAUCUUUUUCGUACUCAGAAAGAAGCAGACACAAGUGACGUUUCUACACCUAUAUCAUCAUGUUGGCAUUCUAAUGGGUGCUUGGGGUGCCGUUAAAUAUCUGCCUGGUGGUCAUGUUACUUUCUUAGGAUUAAUUAAUACAUUUGUUCAUGUGAUAAUGUACACGCACUAUCUGUUAGCGUCUAUGAAGAUAAACACAAGCGCGUGGAAAAAGUACAUCACUCAGCUACAGCUGGUCCAAUUUUUCAUGAUCACGUUACACUAUUUACAAUUAGUCUGGGUGAAAGACUGCGGUUUUCCAUUGUGGCCAGCAUACAUAAUGGUACCGCAGAAUUUAUUUAUGAUUAUAUUAUUUGGAGAUUUUUAUUAUAAAACGUACAUGAAGAAAAAACCAGCAAGCAAAAUGGCAACACCAAAGACAGAAGUAAACGGCAUCUCCGCCGAAAUCUUGAAUGGAAAACUGAAAGAAUCAUAAAUUUGAAACACGACGUCUAAUACACAUGAUCUUUUCUGAUUUUAUUUCAUUUUUCGCAUUGAUACAAAUAUUUCUCAAAGUUAAAUAUCAGUUGCUGGCAACCUGAGAAUCUAAUAAGAUUAUUAUUCUAUAACGUUUGUUACGUUUCAUUUCGAAAUAGUAUAUUGUACAACUAGUGGAAAAAAUGGUCGAUUCUGAAUCAGUGUGAAGUUGGUCGCAUUCAUU
Molecule: messenger RNA, 1422 nt
Organism: Temnothorax curvispinosus
Lineage: Eukaryota; Metazoa; Arthropoda; Insecta; Hymenoptera; Formicidae
Product: elongation of very long chain fatty acids protein AAEL008004-like
Exons: 5
Coding region: 334-1197 (287 amino acids)
Biological process (GO): fatty acid elongation, saturated fatty acid; fatty acid elongation, monounsaturated fatty acid; very long-chain fatty acid biosynthetic process
Cellular component (GO): endoplasmic reticulum membrane
Molecular function (GO): fatty acid elongase activity
Source: RefSeq, a predicted model, not a curated record